Molecule: messenger RNA, 981 nt
Organism: Cladophialophora bantiana CBS 173.52
Lineage: Eukaryota; Fungi; Ascomycota; Eurotiomycetes; Chaetothyriales; Herpotrichiellaceae
Exons: 2
Coding region: 1-981 (326 amino acids)
Biological process (GO): base-excision repair, AP site formation
Molecular function (GO): mismatch base pair DNA N-glycosylase activity
Source: RefSeq, a predicted model, not a curated record
AUGGAGGACAUUGCAGGUCGACCGGAAGAGUCUGGAUCUGAGGCUCCUGUUGCGGAACAGAACAGCAUUUUCAAAGCUCGAAUGGAGCAAUUCAAAUAUUUUCCAUUGAAACAAACAGAUGGAACGCGGCGGUCCCCUCGACUUGCCAGUCCACGUGCAUCCAUUCUCUCCAAGUCGGCGAGCGUGUCUCCGUUGCCGAGAAAAAGGUCACGCAUGCAGGAACAGGACCAGAACGAGGAGAAUGAUGAGAAUACUGUCGAAGUUGAGGAGGAUGGUCCAGCAUCCGAGCCCUCGACGGCCGAAGCAAGAUAUACGGCGCUAAAGUUCAAGAAGAGAAGGAGCACAACUAAAGAGCGAUCAUCGCAGGAUCCGCACAGUCCAGUCAACAACCUGGUGGACAGUCUACGGCCUGGUCUGACACUCGUAUGCAUCGGCCUCAACCCUGGCCUCAUGACAGCCGCAACGGGCCAUGCUUAUGCUCACCCUUCUAAUCGGUUCUGGCACCUACUUCAUACUUCUGGCAUUACGCCCAAGAAACAUCUCCCAUCCGAGACGAGAGAUCUGAUGGAUCUUUACCAGAUCGGCAAUACGAAUAUAUGUGCACGGCCUACCAGGAGUGGCGAUGGUUUGAGUAAGCAGGAAAUGGAGGAAGGGGCUGUCAUUCUUGACAAGAAGAUUGCGCUAUAUAAACCGGAGGCGGUGGUGAUAGUUGGAAAAGGCAUCUGGGAAGCUAUCUGGAUGGCUAAGAAAGGUCAAAAGAAGUUCAACGAUCCGAACUUCCACUGGGGAUGGCAAGACGAGGAGAUGCAACUGGGCAGGGUCUGGGAAGACGGCCAUCUCACGUGGCCUGGGGCAAAGACAUUUGUGGCCACGUCUACAAGUGGGCUGGCGGCAACUCUGACUCCAGCAGAGAAACUGGCCAUCUGGAAGCCGCUGGGCGACUGGAUAACGUCAAGGCGCCAGGAAUCCAGGGCUGGUUGA